Molecule: messenger RNA, 2637 nt
Organism: Mesorhabditis belari
Lineage: Eukaryota; Metazoa; Nematoda; Chromadorea; Rhabditida; Rhabditidae
Source: the annotation of a GenBank genome assembly
AUGUACAAGCCGCUCAAGCCAAGAAUCGGUGGAAUUGGUGGUGAAAACGGAAUGAAUGAGGCCUCACAUCAACCAAAAAUCCGCAACGCAGUGUUCACUCGCGUCACGACACCGCGAAACAAUCCCCUUCCCACAAGAACAUAUCCACGUUCGAUCAUUCAUCACAAAGAAUCACAAAUGGAUCAAAUAAAUCAAAACAAGACAUUUAAUGUGGAAGAUGUGACAGAUGUGGUGAAGGAUGAUGAUGGAUUCACUUGUGUCUUUAUUGGGGAUCAAGGUGAAAGGAUACGAUUGAGAUUACCCACUGAAGUCAGUGCUCGCCUUGCGCAACUUCUUGUCAAAGCAUCAAAACAUCCGAACUCCAACGAAUCACAAAAAGCUCUUCCACUCAAUGAAACCUUUCAAUGCACAAUUUCAUCAAGUGAUCCGAAAGAACGAGAGAAUCAAAUCACUCCACCACCUGCUCUUUACUCAAUGAAGAAUCUAAAAAUAAAUGGAAAUCAACGAUCACCUGAGAACAUGAAUCCAAAUCAGAAAUCGAUUCGAUCCCUUGAUGCAACAAUUCAGAAAUUGACAGCUUCUGCUGAGCAAAAGAAAACCAUCUCAGUCAUCACUCCACGCACCUCGAUUCUACAAAGUGUAAUCACCGAGAAUUUCCUGAGAGCUGCUGAGCCAUGUUCUUCAUCAAAAUGUCGUCGAUCACUUGAUGGUGGAAAACAUUUGGUUGACGGAUCGCCGAUGCCACAAACGAAGCCAGACCUCGAUGAAACUCCACUAGAAAGACGAAAAAGCCAUUCACCGAUCAACAUUGAAUCAAUUGAGCCAAAACUUCAACUAGCCGAUCAGAAUAUGGAACUAUCCGCCUCGUUCUCCGAGCAACAAGAUGAAAUGAGUCCGGAGUUGAAUGGGAAUGCGAUCCCUCGCAAAGCUGAGAUAGCUGAGCAGACACCAAUCGCUCGCAAAGCUGAGAUCGAGCAGACACCAAUCCAUCGCAAAGCUGAGAUAGCUGAGCAGACACCAAUCGCUCGCCCAUCAGAUGAGAAUUUUAACACAAAUCGUCGCCAUCAAAGCGAAGAACCAAAAAUCAAAGAGGAACCAAUUGAGGAAAAUAUUGAGCAAAUAAAAAUGGAGAAAGAAUUUCGUGAAUUAUAUAAACCGACGGAGAAAGAUAUUGAAUUGUUGAAUGAUUUCUGCUCAGAGAUUCAUUACAAUACAGAGAUGACGAUUGAUCCACGAGCCUCCUCCGAGCCGAUCCUUCUCAAGAUUUUCCCUUAUGCUGUGCAUUUUCCUGUGGAUUUCCAACCGAGUUGCAGUUAUCAAGAUGCUUUUCCAUUCUACGAGUCGUUGAAAGAUCCGAAUAUUGAGAAUUUCAAGAACCCGAAGAAUUUCCCGAGAUUGACGCCAGAGAAAUCACGCCCCGAAUUCUCUCUAUUACUUCAAGAGGAAGAGCAUCCAUUCGUAUUCCUCCCAUCUGGUGUGGCAGUGCGAUUGGGAAUCAAUAAUGUGAAUUUCUGGCGCGGCGAAAUGCCAGCCGAGCGGAAUCCUUUCAAUCUCCGUUUGGGUGAUGUCGUUUGGGCUCCAUGGCCACGAAAAGGCAAAAAGGAAUACUGGGCAGCGUAUAUCUUCAACUUUCAAUUACUCGACGUUGAUCGAGAUGGGCACAGUAAAACGCUGUUGUCACAAACGAAAACAGUGCAGGGACACGAUAAUGUUGUUUGCGCUUGGCUAUCGGAACACGGUCAAUACUUGUACAGUCUAGUGCCUUAUCGAGAGAUUCGUCCGUUUGACACCGCUUUUCAUAUAAGAUAUGAGGCCAAGGAAAAGAAAGAGAAAUGGUGUAAGAAUGUGGCACAGGGAAUUGUCGCUACAGGAAAGCUCGGAUAUUGGGAAGAUUUAAUCAGCACAAGAGUUCUCUCGUAUCUCGAGAAAAUGCCUCAAGCAAAACCUCUAUUGAAUGCUUUACCCAAAGAAGUUUUUGACUCAAUCAAAAGUGGAAAUAGAACGAGUUUCCCCUCAAAGAAAGGAAAUCAAUCAGAACAGCAGAAACGAUUGCUCAACGAUAAACUCCUUUAUCGUUGCUAUGAAGUGGCUUUCGAGGGACGCUUUGGAUAUCAACCGGAUAUCUUUGAUAAUAUUGACUGUGGCCAGAAGUUUGUACAUGAUUUGUCUCUUGUAGUGACAACGACAGUUCUUCUCGGCGAUCUUUCGAUUCGACCUCCCCUCUUCAUCCAAAUACCAAAACGAUUGAAAGGGAAUGAUGAAGAACUCUUGAAAUACUUGCACGCUCUCAAAAGUGAUCCGCCUCCUGAUGCGGAUGUGAAAUUGUAUCCAGCUUACCCAUGGCUUCACACCACUCCCAUUGACUCGAAACCCGAUGAGCAUUGUUGUCUUACUGCGUCUCCAGUUCAUCUUUGUAAAUACGAGGAAACCCUUGUCGAGGAAAAAGAAAUGCGAAAAACUGAAGAUACUCUAGAGAAAGCGUCACUUUCACAAGCAGAUUGGCUGCUGGAAAAGUUGACGUUAAAAAGAACGCAUCAAAUUCUUUCAUCUCCUCAAUGGCCUCCACCCCCAACCGGCAGUGCGCGUCUCCUUCAACUUCACCUUAAACCCUCUUGGUUUAAAUUGUUCGAUCCGUUU